CAGAAAGGCUUUAGACGACAUAUCUAUAAGUUACUGUCACGAGUGAAUAAAAAGUGAUAAAAGUUUUGCUUUUGUUAUGUUAAAGAAAAGAAGAUAACGUGAUUUAUCCACAUGAUUUUAUUCCACGUAUUCAUCGGUCAACGUUCAAUGCAUUAAAUUAAAAAAAUGGCGGAAGGUUCGGAAUUGUGUUACUUUGAUUUAAGGAUUGUACAUGAUAAUUUUGAUAAAGCUUUAGUGCAAGACGACGAUGUUGAUAUUAAAGCAUAUUUGGAUGCCUAUAAUGAACUAUACAAAUUUUUCCAACUUAUGGGCAGUGUAUUCAGUUUUGUUUCUUCUGAUUUAAAGCAAAAGAUUGAUAUUCUCGUUGACUUAUUAAAUAAAAAUGAUCAGAAUUAUGUUACCAUUAAGUCUAUGUUAGAGCACGAAAAAGAAAAUAAACUCAUCGAAAAAUCAGAUAAUGUUAAUGGAGCGCGUACUCUGCUACGACUUCAUAGAGGCUUAGAUUUUAUAAGAGAAUUUCUACGACAACUGGGGGAGUUAAGUGACACCGAUAAAACAUCUACAUGCUGCCAAGAUGCGUACAACAAAACCUUAGCGAAACAUCAUCCAUGGGUAAUACGUAAAGCUGCGAUAGUAGCAAUGUAUACCAUGCCUACUAGAGAAAUAUUAUUUAAGAAGGUUUGCGGUGCCAAUGUACAGCGAAAUGUAGAUAUUCUACCAAAAAUGCUUGAAGUCACUGCAGAUGUAUUCAAUCGUACUCAUACUUUGUACGAACUGCAUCAAUUGCACACCUUACCAUAAACAAAAUAAGGUAUUGCGAUUAUAUGGAUGUCUUUAUAUCAGCAUCAGAAGUUUGAGCACGUAUAAAAAUGUAUGAUAAUAAGUGAUCGAUAGUAUUCAAGCUAUUGUAUCAGGCUGUUUCUCCGGCUAUGUCGCUAAUAAUUGCCAGCAUAAUUAUUCGCGAUACGAGGAUAGUUCUUAUUUAUUUUAAAAAUUUUGUUUUAUAGCACGAAAUAUCUGUAUAAUAGAUUUUCAGAGAUUAUUUUUCAAAUUAUUUAAUUUUGAUAAUCGAUUAACGUCUAUUUGUUUAGUUAUCUUAAAUUAUUCAAGCGAAGUAACAAAUAAUACUUUAAAGUAGAUUUAUUAAAUUACUUAAUACGUGAAAGAACAUAGUAGAGCACUAUAUACAAGUAUGUUCAAUUUGUGUGAUAUUUACGCUAUAUAUAUA
Messenger RNA from Polistes dominula (European paper wasp), 1228 nucleotides. RefSeq names its product ceramide-1-phosphate transfer protein. Gene Ontology annotation, molecular function: ceramide 1-phosphate transfer activity; ceramide 1-phosphate binding. NCBI's taxonomy places the organism in Eukaryota, Metazoa, Arthropoda, Insecta, Hymenoptera, Vespidae. The record is from RefSeq and is a predicted model, not a curated record. Gene Ontology annotation, biological process: intermembrane lipid transfer; ceramide transport. Gene Ontology annotation, cellular component: membrane; cytoplasm; cytosol.